Molecule: messenger RNA, 1888 nt
Organism: Moneuplotes crassus
Lineage: Eukaryota; Ciliophora; Spirotrichea; Euplotida; Euplotidae
Source: the annotation of a GenBank genome assembly
AUUUAACUCAUCUAUUCAUGUACGGGAAGAAGUUGAAGAAGAGCAAGGCAGGGGUGGCCAACCAGCAUUUCUUGAAUAAGUUCUAUAAUGCAGAUAAAGUCACACAGUUUGGUGUUACUCUGUGUAAAGAAAUGGGCAUUGACCCAGCUACAAUGGCCAUCAAAGGUCUCAAACAUUUCUUUAAGCAUGGCAUCACUGAGGACGUCGUUAAGAUGAAUUACAUCAGGUAUGAGGAACGUAGGAAAUUGAAGUUACUCAUGAUCGAGGAGUUUGAUUCACAAAAAUAGCAACCUUGGAGGUGACACUGGAGCUUACCAUGACCAUAACAGCUUUCUAAGAGCUCGAAAGAUGAGUAAAUCUCAAAAUCGAGUAAACAGUGGAAAUUUGGCUAAGAAUCCAGUAAAAAGAGUCAGAAAAAUGUCUGAAAUCAGUGCUAUUAGUAAAGAUGUAACUUCCCAGAAUAUGGGGAAUAAUGAGAUACAAAUUAUCGAUGAAAUCCCUGGAAAGUCAAGGUUCAGCAACAAGAAUACUAGAUCUUUUGAUUUACACAGCAAGUUCUCCCCACAAAGAGAUUAUCUUUCUGUUAAAAACUUAGGAGAUCCUGACUUGAGACUCAAGAAGGAAGAAGCAAGACUCCAACGACUGGAAAGAGUCAAGAAAAAUCAAGAAGAAAUAGUCAAAACUCAAGCUACCAAGAUAGCCCAGAUGAUGAUGAAAAAUCUCGAAAAGCAGAAAAGAAAGAGCAGAGAUCUCCAAGACCAGAAGAAAAUAACUACUGAAAAAAUCCUCAGUCUCCAAGAGAAAAAGGACAAUAUCGCUAGAAAAAGAAGACUCCAAGAAAUCCAAGAAGAAGGAAAAAGAUAUGACAAGUAUAAAUAGAGACAUGAGAGAGGUCACGAAACGUCUCAAAAUGAAAGAAGAGGACAACCUCCGAAAGAAUAUUGAGGACUACAACUCUUAUGAAAACAAGAGGAGGGCUCACAGUACAUUUAGAUUGUCUAGGACUUAUACUGACAAGCUAGACUCUAACUCUAACAAGGUUAAUUUAAGCACUAAAAAGCAAAGAUUGACUUCAAAUUCACACUAUCAUUCCAGAAGCAUGAAUGAAUACCAAGAAAUUGAAGAGACCAAAGAGCAGCUCAGAAAACUAGACAAGAAAAUACAGCAAAGUCAAGAGAAUAGGCAAAAGAUUCUACAAGAGAAAGUUGCCCCUGUCAAAGACCACUUAAAUAGAAUAACAAAAGCAUUAGAAAUAGUGCAUUCCUCCGAACAUGACCAGCUAAGCAAAUAAGCUCCUGAAAUACUCUAAGAAGGACAAAAUGGUAAAUGAAGCUAGAAAGAGGAAGAAGAACAUCAGUCAGCACCACUAUAAUGAAAAAGAGCAAGAGCUCUCUAAAGCAUUCUAUGAAAACCGUCAAAGACUUGAAACUGAAGAAAGAGAAAAGAUCAACUCUUUGAAUAAAUUAAUGCGGAAAUAAAAUGAAGUCUGUUGAUCUAGCCAAGCAGAGAAUUGAAGAAGAGUCUAAGCAAAAGGCUCAACUUAGACAACAAAAAGAAUCCCAGGUUCAAGAUUCUGCUAAGAAGGAGAAAACACGGAUCAAGAUGGGUGCAAUGAGGAUCAUCACCAAGCAUUUGAAACCAAAUCCUAAACAGUACCAAGCUGAUGUCAUGAAGCAGGUUAACGAUAUCAUUAUAAGAAAUGAUAUGAAGCACAGAGAGAAUAUGGUCCAUCAGUCAGGAAAUUACGUAGAUGCCUAUGUAAACUCUAUCAAAAAAUCCAGAAGAACCCAGAGCAACAGUAACAAGUUCACAAAGUAUGGCAAUGAGUUUGGGAUCCUUGAAGUCCUUCCAGAUGUCAGGAAGAAGUCUAAAGAAGAUGAGGUCUAAU